Molecule: messenger RNA, 2330 nt
Organism: Pseudo-nitzschia multistriata
Lineage: Eukaryota; Bacillariophyta; Bacillariophyceae; Bacillariales; Bacillariaceae
Source: the annotation of a GenBank genome assembly
GUCUACUUUCCCUUGAUUUCCUUUCUCUCAGAAUUUCGAUGACGACACUGUUGUUGCCGCUGUAUUUGACCCAGCGGUGAUCUCUGUCAAGACCGACAAACUUCAGAGCAACAACGAAAAAAGAGCCAUUGUCUCACACAGAACGAUGAUUGGCGCUGCCCUUCUUGCUGUAUCAUUCGCGUUAACACUUCCAUUUGUUCGCGCAUCCAAUGAUUGGAUGUGGAUAGAAACGCAUCACUACACUGGUGAGCGGAGAGGACUACCCAGCAACGAUUCUUACCUGUCAAGGAGGAGGCUUGAAAAAGAAACAAGCAUCGGCAGGGACAAAACAAUUUCCGAUACUUCCUAUGACUUUCCCUUUCAGAGUGCCGACAUUGGUAGCAGUAGCAGCAGCAGAGACAUUGGUUCCAAACAACACCAACGUCAAGCUUUUCCUUCUGAGACAGAAUCCGGUAGGAGGAAUUUUUUCUUUCCGAUCGACUUUCGACGGCAGAAGGGUCGGCUAAACGUUGGGUUUUCGUUUGGUGACGACGAUGGAGCCCGAAAGCGCGGACAACGAAAUCGGCCCCCUCGUCGAAAGUCCCUUACCAAUGGCAUCAAGGAUCGCAGCUUUCCACCGAUGUCGAUUGUAUCUGGUAAUUCGACCACGAUACCUCCAGCGAUGGCAUCCGGCGGGGACCCAAGUGAGGGAACUACCGCUACGACAGCGUUGGUGGAGAAAACAAACCACGCUUUGGAAAAAAGACGAGCCACCUCUGCUACUCUGCAGCACGGAGAUGCUUUCAGGGCGAGAUCGAACUACAACGACAGCAACGUCGAGCUUUCUCUCUCGCUCGAUCCGUUUUCUCUUGCGUCUCUGGUUCGAAACUUGGUGGCGAGCAGUGUGGGCGCGGGCUCGGUUUAUGUCGGAACGCUCAAGCUAUUGGGGCCCAUGAUACUUGCCAAGCAAUGCCUGGCGUCGGUGGGAUAUGCCUUCUACGAUUAUUACAGCGGGCGAUACCUGCCCCAAAAACAGCAGAAACGGGUGCGCUGCGUGCAGGAAUACGAACUUAUUGCCGCGGGAAGGGCAGCAUUGCGAAGCCUUUUGCAAUUCCUUUGCAUGGGCCUCGUUGGUCAGGUUGUAAGGCUCGUGCUCGACCCCCACCACCGGAGUUGUACUCUAGGUCCGCCAUGGCCUUGCCAUUUAUGGUAUGGAGUGGUGUGGCUGGCCUCGGUUUGCGCGGCUGGAUGCGCGUGCGAAGAGUGGGGGUUCGAUUUUCUCGCGAAGAAGACCGGCAAUAGAUUCGCUCCCUCGUCUCUAUCGGUCCUUUCAACUGCGACCGAUGCCGGUCCGAGGGCUGACUUCUUCUUUUCAUCCAAACAUCACGUCCGCGAAGACUGCUUGCGGGGGCGACGGAAGCGAAACGUGGUCGGGCCACAACGGCGGUUCGUAAAAGGACCGAGCCGAGAUCCAGAAAACUGGCUGAAGAGCAUCAUGUGCAUUCUCCCGGACAGAGAGGAUCCAAUUCGUCCCCGGCAAAGUGGUACCAACAGCGGUAUUUGCAGAAAAGUUUCUGGUGAUGUCGAUGUUCUCUUGUUCCCGUCUGUGUGGAAACCCUUGAAGUUUGUGAUGUUUCUAGCUUUUACCAAGGCUAUCUACGAAAGUUUUUCGGAUUCGCCGCUCAGAGCGUCUGAAUCUGGAAAACUCGAUCUCGUACUGCGAACUUUUGUCCUUCAACAAACGUUGCACAGCGAAUGGCACCGGCUGUUUGUGCAAGAACGGAUGCUCUCAUUGGGGGCUUGUGUGAGCGUGAUCGGGCUGGUGGCUCUGAUAUGGUCACUCUACGCGGUAUCAAUCGUCGAUCGCACCGCCGCUCUCUUGCUGACCCCAUUCGCUGCAGCUCGGUUGAUCACAAGCUACGUAAACUUUUUGGUCUCUUUCGAUCGAUCGACUUUUAUCGACAAUGGCGUUGCUUUCUCCUGACGGUAUUCGCACGGUCUGACUUGGCAUUUUGUGGGGUUACACAGCAUUGUGUGAGGGCCAGUAGUUGCGGGAACUUUCCUUUUUUGUCUCGGUACACAUGAUGCUGCUACUGUUGUCAUAUUUAGUAAAAGAGAGACUAAUAUUUACAGUGCUAGAAUAACGUCUUCUACAACAGUUCAUGCAAACUAUUUUGGCAAAAUAUUUUCCGUCGGCACGAGAAGUAGCCGAUUGAUACAAAUGCACUAUUUGUUUUGCUGGCGGAUCUACAAAUGCCACUGGAAUAUCGAAUGGUUUUGAUCAUUGUGUGGUAAGGUAGCAUAUCAUUGAAUUUCGCCGUGCAGCCCUUCGAUAAAACAGGAUAAUCUGU